This is a messenger RNA of Cordyceps fumosorosea ARSEF 2679, 1551 nucleotides long. Its product is annotated as Protein kinase-like domain protein. Gene Ontology annotation, molecular function: ATP binding; protein serine/threonine kinase activity. The record is from RefSeq and is a predicted model, not a curated record. Lineage: Eukaryota; Fungi; Ascomycota; Sordariomycetes; Hypocreales; Cordycipitaceae. Bases 1 to 1551 code for a protein of 516 amino acids. Gene Ontology annotation, biological process: protein phosphorylation. The transcript is spliced from 3 exons.
AUGUGUGACGGCAUUGUCGAUUUUGCGCUGUUUGCGCUGCAUCCCAUGUCGGCCAAGACGACCAACAUUGUGCGCUUCAACCAGGACUGCGGCAACGUCCCUCUAGGCGCCAAAUGCUUCGUCGUGACGGCCAAGCAGACCUCGCGGCGGAGAAGGGGCAUGGUGACGUUUGGCCGGGAGCAGGACAAUGACAUUUGGUACAAGUUUGGCUACAACAGACACCUCUGCACGUUCACCCUCACGCCGGCCGGCGACGUCGUCCUCCUCGACAACUCGGGCCUCAACCACCGCCCCAUGGCCGGCCUCGUGGCCACCACCACCGACGCGAACCAGCACAAGCACGUCGUCGACAGGUACUCGAUGAGCAUCGAGCCCGAGUUCGGCGGCCGCGCCCAGCAGCGCCGCGUCGUGCCCAUGUGCGCCGGCCUGGACCUGCGCGUCGAGAUUGGCCGCGGCUGCGUCUUUGCCCUGCGCUGGUGCGUGCCCGUCGCCUCCCGCGUCGACGUCGCCCGCACCCGCGCCCUGCUCGCCCGCGUCUACGCCGCCCGCCCGCAGCAGUACUUGAUCGAGGAACCCCCACGCAACGCCCCGGCCGUGACGACUGAGCAGCAGGCGCUGCAUGCGAGAUCGCCGCCCGAGACGCACUGGUACGGCGGCCUGUGGCGGCAGGCGCCCGGCCGCACCCACGAGGCCGUCGACCUGCGCACCGGCCGCGUCUACGCGGUCAAGCGGCUGGUCAGUCCGCGGCGGCCGGAUGGCGAGGAUGAUCUGGGCGCGCGGCAGGAGUGGAAGCGGCUCGCCCGGCUGCAGGCCAUGGGCUUCGACGCCCUGGAGCACACCAACAUCCAGCCGCCGCAGUUCAUGGACGGCUGGGCCGAGGGCCACGCGUUUCUCGACUUCUACCACCACCUGUACCGCGGCAACUCGCGCGAUCACUUCGCGCCGCUCGUCGCCCACGCCGGCUCGCACGCCGCCGUCGUCCGCGCCUGCCUGGCCCGCUUCGCCGCGCAGAUGCUCGCCGCGCUCGCCUACCUCGACGCCCACGGCGUCGUCCACGCCAACAUCAAGCCGGAAAACGUGCUCUACCAGACCGCCUGGCACCCGGCCCAGCCCGAGCCGCGCGAGCUGGUGCGCUUUUUUCUUGUGGACUUUGCCUUUGGCGCCGCCGAGACCCACGUCGGCACCGCUGGGUACAUGGCGCCCGAGACGGUCCGCUACUACACGCGCUCCGGCAAGACGGACCUCUACGCGCUCGGCAUCACCAUGCUGGAGCUGCUGGGCGUGCUGGCCGUGGCCGAGUUCCGCCGGGGGAUGAGGCACUGGUGUCUCCGGCUGGCGGCGCUGACGGGACGGGCGGUGCUGGAGGCGGGCAGCGACGACGGCUGCGAGUUCGGGCACAGGCAGGUGCAGUCGCUGUGCGAGCAGGGCGUGCUGAGCAGGGCGCUCGAGGGCAUGCUGCGGCUGCAGUCGGACAAGCGGCAGGACAUUCUGGGCACGAAGCUUGCGUUUGCCGAGCUGGGGGACGAUGCCUUCGUUUACGGCCCGCGAUAG